Messenger RNA from Dentiscutata erythropus, 3489 nucleotides. NCBI's taxonomy places the organism in Eukaryota, Fungi, Glomeromycota, Glomeromycetes, Diversisporales, Gigasporaceae. The record is from the annotation of a GenBank genome assembly.
AUGAGUAAACCACAAGAGCCAGUUGAUAACGGAACAAAUCGAUUCGAAACGAGUGCAACUACAUCAGCAAAGGUGCCAUCAAGUCGUGGUGUUAGUUUUUCUCCUGACCCAAUAUUACAUAGGAAUUAUGGAUCAUUAGUCAAUCAUCCUCAAUCUUUCGGAAGAGAAUAUCCACAUAGUGAAAUUGAAUUAGGUCAAAGUCAUAGCAAUAAUAGAAAUACUGAACCAGUUUUGGAUUCUAAACCAUCUAAUGAUGAUUCUUUAUAUUCACGGAGAGGCACAAAUAUACCUUUAAAAUUACCACUAAAUUCAAAUACUCAUCCAAAUAAUCGUAAAUUUUCGCGUAGCCGCGGUACUUAUCCGACCACUCCGGGUUCUUAUGCGGCUUCCUUUUCUAGUCAGAAAGCUCCCUGGAAUGCUUUAAGACAUUAUUAUGAUGGUUCUUCUUAUGAUGAACGAUAUGUUUUGUACGAAGAUAUUGUAGCAUCUCCAAAUUAUGACGACGGUGGAAGCAUAUCUUGUGUUAUCAUGGAUGAUGGUUCAAUACAAAAGAGGAGAGUUUCUUUAACCUCUGUGUAUUCAAAACAAAAUACUUUAGUUGAUGAGAAUACACCAUUGCUUGAUCUAUACGAUACGGACUCUGAUUCAGAUUGUGCUAAUAAAGUUAAAAAAGAAAAUGGUUAUGCAAAUUGUUUCUCGUCGUACUAUCAUUCUGCCAAAUCUUGGUUACAAACGAACGUAUUUACUCAAAAUAAUAAAAACAUUAUCAAAUGUGCAUUGGCCUAUUUUAUUGCUUCAUUAUUCACUUAUAUUCCGUUUUUAAACGAAUAUUGCGGUUUCGAUAAAUCUUAUAAUUCUCAUCUUGUGGCAACUGUCUCAGUAUUUUUUGAUCCAGCAAAAUCUUUUGGUGGAAUUUAUGAAGCUGUUUUCUUUGCAAUUAUAGGUGGUAUAUAUGGUAUGACUGUUAGUAUUAGUAGUAUGUUAUGUACGGUAUGGUUCAACGAUCAUGGUUUGAAUUUUUGGGGGCAUAUCCUCUCGGUCGUAUUUUGGUGUGGAGGAAGUAUGUUCUUUGUUGCUUUCAGUAAAGCAAAACUUAAUAAACCAACCUUCAGUAGUGCUUGUUCUUUAGCAAAUAUAAUCAUUUUUAUCUCUAUAACCAGAGAAGGUGGCCCGUAUAUAGAAACAAUCGAACUGAAUAUGGUUUUACAAAUCACAAAAAUAAUCCUUAUUGCUGUAUUAAUAAGUUUUCUUGUCUCUGUGUUAAUUUGGCCUAUGAGUGCGAGUAACAAAUUAGGAAAUGAUAUUGGUAAAACUCUUUGUUCAUUUCGUCUUUUGUUAAAACUCCUUACCAAAACUUUCUUGGUUGAUGAUAUAAAUUACACCGAUAAAUCUGUACAAUCCGCGAUCGAAUCAUAUCGUGCAACUUUUACAUCUCUUCGUGAAUCAUUAAGACAAGCGGCACUCGAAAUACAUAAUUGCAAUAUGCAAAAAAAACUUCAUUUAUAUAAAGAAGUUGUUGAAAGUUUAACUCGAUUAGCACAACAUUUAGGUGGUUUAAGAAGUUGUUGUGGACUUCAAUGGGAGAUCUUGAAAGAUUCUAAAGAUAAAGAAAAAUUUUCGAAUCAUAAACCAAGUGAAAAUGAAAAUGAAGACGCUUAUGAUUUAAAGGUUUUAUUAGAACUUAUUCAUUAUGUUGGUCCACAUAUGAAAUCUCUUGCAUUCACUUGUAAACAAUCACUUUAUCAUCUUCAAGAACAAUUUGUUGAAAGUGAUAAAGUACAUUCAAAGAUUGCGCCAUCAUUUAGAUUACUUAAACAAAAUCUUCAAUCUGCUUUAGAAUUAUUUGAAAAAUCGCAAUCACGUGCUCUCGCUAAACUUUAUAGGCAAAAGUCAACAAAAAGUUAUUUUGAUGAAAGACCUAAUGAAGAAGUAUUCCUUAUAUAUUUCUUUGUAUUCAAUUUACAAGAAUUCACUAGAGAAUUAUGUUGUUUGGUUGAUUUAACAUAUGAUAUUUCAAGAAUUGAUGCAAAUGAUCAAAAAAGACGAGAAGGAAGGAAAUGGUGGCAAUUUUGGAGAUAUUCUAUUUGGGCUUCUCGUAAUACAGGAGAAGCAAAAGCAAAAGAUAAAUUUCCUGAAAAUACAAACAAUCUUUUUGAUACAAUUCAAACUCCAAAACCUAAAACUUUUUCACAAAAAAUUGCAAUUAAACUUUGGAAAUCUUUCUCUUGGUUUCGACAAUUUGAAGUUAAAUAUGCUGUCAAAGCAGCAGUUAGUGCUGCUAUUUUGGCAAGUCCUGCAUUUAUUGAAAGUACACGAGAUAUUUACACUCAUUAUCGAGGUGAAUGGGUUUUGAUUACGAUGAUGGUAGUCAUGGUUCCAACGGUGGGUGGCACAAACCUUAUGGGAGUAUAUCGUCUUUUAGUUUGUUUUCACUUAAUGUUAUACACAAAAUACAAUCGUAUUGGUCGAUUUGGUUUAUUAACAUAUAACUUGGUAGCAUUAUAUAAAUAUAAUUUACGUAAUUCUAAUGAUAAUAUGGGAAUUUUUGAUAUAGCUUUUUAUAGACUUAUAGCAGUAGGUGCUGGUAUAAUUUGGGGUGUGGUAGUAACAAGUUAUUGGUGGCCAUACGAAGCUCGUGCAGAACUUAGAAAAGGUCUAAGUCAAUUAUUUGUUAACAUGGGAUGGUUAUAUAAAAAAUUAGUGGCCAUUUAUUCAGUAGAAUCAGAAAUUCAAGAAACAUCAAAUUCAAGUAGUUCUAAUCAUACAUCCGUUAUGAUUAAAAAUCGUUUAUCAAUUUCUACAAAAGAAUUUAUGGAUAUGGAAUUACUCCUUCAAAUUUCAUUAUUAAAAUUACGUGGUUUAUUAGAGCAAACACCGAAUGAACCACGUUUGAAAGGUCCAUUUCCUGUUAGUACAUAUCGUCAAAUAUUAAUAGGAUGUCAAAAUAUUUUAGAUAAAUUAUUAUCAAUGAGAAUAGCUGUGACAAAAGAAGAAUGGUAUUCUGUUACUAGAAAGGAUUUUAUUACUCCUAUUGCAGAGGAAAGAAGAGAAUUGGUGGGGAAUGUAUUAUUAUAUUUUUAUGUUCUUGCUGCUGCUUUACGACUGAAAACACCUUUACCAGCAUAUUUACCACCAGCCGAAAGAGCUCGUAGACAAUUAUUAAAAAAGAUUCGUGAUUUACCUAUGGUUAGGCAACGAGUUAUUGAUGGUAAUGAUGAACAUUAUAUUGUUUAUUAUGCUUAUGUCUUGGUUAUGGAAGAUGUUAUUAGGGAAUUGGAGAAUUUAGGUUCUAUUAUGCAAGAAUUAUAUGGUUGUAUGGGUGGUGAUGAAUUUAACACCUAUUUCUUUGAUGAAAGUGAAGGAACAAGUGGUGAGCAUAACGGUAAUGGGGCUGGCGUUGGAAAUGUUAUUGAGAAUUCUACUUCACCUAAUGAACAAGUAAAUUCAAGUGUUGCUGAUGAUAGCAAUAGAUCGAAGACUUUGGGAUAA